AUGUUUACAAUUCCAACUUUUCAAAAUUGUAUUUUUUGUAGUGAUGGUUAUAUGACAUUGAAUAGUAAUGAUAAUGGAGUUGCAGGAAGACUAACUGAAAUAAUCGAAAGAGAUGGAGGUGUAGUAGAAUGCUAUCUGGAUAAUUAUUGUUGUGACCAUAGAUUGAAUGUUUCGAAUACAAUAGCCUUCGAAAGUGGUUUUGGAUACAUAAUAGACAAGUAUUUAAACGAAAUUCCCAAAGAACAAAACCGCAAUGCAUUGAUACGGUAUAUCACACAUUAUGACUUGAAAGGUGUGAUGAACAAAGUGAGCCGUCUCAGUGAAACAAGAUUUCUUUACAACGUUUUAGUAUCAAAUUGGGUGUUUGAAUAUUAUAAAGAAUUUGUUAACUUCAUUCCGUUGUCUGGUGUUGAACAAAACAUCUCCAAAAAUCUACCAAAUGACACUGAACUAGGAGUAGUGUCUUUCACAAAUCCGAUAUUUGUUGGUAUUGUUUAUUUUGUCAAUAUGUUGAUGACAGAAAUGAAGGCUCUGAGCGACUGGUUACAAACUGAUGGCCUUUUGUUUUUUAUGGCUUAUAAAAGGAUCGAAUUGAAUAUCAAAAACCUCUUUGAUAUAAGAAUUUCAAUCAAAAGUGGUGACUUUAAAUACUUCAAAAAAUAUUUGUAUUGUGGUAACAUGCAC
Molecule: messenger RNA, 684 nt
Organism: Entamoeba invadens IP1
Lineage: Eukaryota; Evosea; Mastigamoebida; Endamoebidae
Exons: 1
Source: RefSeq, a predicted model, not a curated record